AUGCCUUCCCCACUUAGACAAAUGAGCUCCACUUCUCGAUUUUCGCUUUUUGGCUCCAAAACUCAGGACUCGAAACAAAAUCAACUACCUGACCCUGCAGUCGAUGAGUUUCUGAAUCUCGAUGCCAGCUCCGAGCUUUUCCCGGAUGGCUCAACCGAUCUUCCAACACCUGAAGCCUUCAAAAGUCUCCAGCAUAACGCAGAGCGUACAAUUAGGCGACUCCAGUCUGCAUAUAAAUCACGAACGUUCGCACUUCACCAAACACUAGCAGAAAAAUCGUCGCUAGGAGAAGAGCUACAAGAGACGCAUUCACGUCUACGUAAUAUCAAAAAUCAACUGGACGGGAUGGCAGAAAGAGUACACGAACAGGACAAAGCUAUGAAAGCGAUGGCAGAGGAACUUAAACUGGAGCGCCAAAUGCGCCAAGAGGAAGAGGAAGCACGACAACGAAAUAUCAUUCUUGACACGGAGUCCGAACCGUCACAGGAUCACAACAGUGACCACAGCUGCAAUUGCACCAUCAGAGAAAGAGCCAGAGACGGCUUAGAAGUCAAGUCUAUAAAUCGUCAUAACAAACGCUCUAGCGGGGUCACGUUCUCCAGCGACUCAGGCUUCGAAUCCAGCGACGAGAGCAUCGCUGAAAGUAUAUUUUCACGAAAAUAUGACAAUCCGGAUUCACCCUCGACAUUAGCGACGAGGGCCUCCGGCACCUCAUCGCCAGAUAUUAGCGUUUCUGUUGGGACGCAACCUCCAGUGCCAUCCAAAUCGCCAAAACCCGCGCCAAAACCAUCCGCUUAUGACAGAAUGCUCAGGAGUAUCUCGUCAGCAAACCUUGGGGUUUCUCUUAUGGGUUCGAGCGCGUUUUCUACAUCCAAGUGCUCCAACUGCCACGGCGCCACCGCGUCAGAUGCGUGGGGUGUGGUUUCCGUGCUUCAGGAGGAAAACCGGGGGCUCAAAAAUAGGAUUGAGGAAUUGGAGGUUGCGAUUGAUGAGUGUAUUACGCUCGUUGGGGGUUGA
Molecule: messenger RNA, 1017 nt
Organism: Histoplasma mississippiense
Lineage: Eukaryota; Fungi; Ascomycota; Eurotiomycetes; Onygenales; Ajellomycetaceae
Exons: 1
Coding region: 1-1017 (338 amino acids)
Source: RefSeq, a predicted model, not a curated record